Messenger RNA from Xyrauchen texanus (razorback sucker), 1798 nucleotides. It is a transcript of the gene nots, whose product is annotated as nothepsin. Gene Ontology annotation, biological process: proteolysis. The record is from RefSeq and is a predicted model, not a curated record. The transcript has 9 exons. Lineage: Eukaryota; Metazoa; Chordata; Actinopteri; Cypriniformes; Catostomidae. Gene Ontology annotation, molecular function: aspartic-type endopeptidase activity. The coding region runs from base 144 to 1376 and encodes 410 amino acids.
AAAAUGACCUGAAAUCUGUUGUAAAUGUGCUGACUCUUGAUAACAGGAUGUGAUGUUUGAUACAUGACCUGAUGGAGCGUGUGUGACUAUGGACUCAUGUGACAGGAUAAAUGAAGUGAUUAGCUGAAGUUACACCAGUAAACAUGUGGACAUCUCUGCUGCUGCUGAGCUGUCUGGGCUUUGUUCAGAGUAUAGUAAGGAUUCAGUUGAGCCGUGUGCCAUCAGUACGGAGUCAACUUCGUGCCAAAAACCAGCUGAAUGAGUUCUUGCACGAGCAUCAACCGGAUGUCUUCUCUCGCCGUUAUGCGCAGUGUUUCCCUCCUGCCAUAAACUACCUCCAUCUGGGGGGCAAAUCCACCGAGAGACUUUACAACUUCAUGGAUGCCCAGUACUCCGGUGAGAUCUGUUUGGGGAAUCCGGUGCAGAACUUCACAGUGGUGUUUGAUACGGGCUCCUCUGACUUCUGGGUCCCGUCAACAUACUGCGUCAGUCAAGCAUGUGCAAUGCACCGUAAGUUCAAGGCCUUUGAAUCGAGCACAUACACGCAUGACGGACGUGUAUUUGGCAUUCAUUAUGGCUCUGGGCAUCUGCUGGGGGUCAUGGCCAGAGAAGAACUGAAGAUCGGCUCUGUGGCGGUUCAGAAUCAGGUGUUUGGCGAGGCCGUGUAUGAACCCGGUUUUGCCUUCGUCAUGGCCCAUUUUGAUGGCGUUCUUGGUUUGGGAUUCCCUCAGCUGGCAGAGGAACAGGGUUCUCCUGUGUUUGACAGUAUGAUCGCACAGAGAACGCUGGAAGAGCCCAUCUUCUCAUUCUAUCUCACGAACAACGGCUCGGGGUUUGGAGGAGAACUGUUGUUUGGUGGGGUGGAUGAAACACGUUUUGUUGCUCCUGUAAACUGGAUUCCAGUCACUCAGUUGGGCUACUGGCAGAUCAAAAUAGAUGCUGUGAAUGUGCAGGGAGCUCAGAGCUUCUGCCAUCAGUCUUCUCAGGGUUGUCAGGCGAUAGUGGACACAGGAACCUCUCUGAUCACUGGACCGUCUAGAGAUAUUCUGCUCCUGCAGCAGUUUAUAGGAGCCACUCCAACCGCAGUUGGAGAGUAUCUGAUCGACUGUGCCAGGAUCAGCAGUUUACCUGUUGUGACCUUCAUCAUAAAUCAUGUAGAGUAUUCACUGUCUGGAGACAUGUACAUCAGGAGGGAGACACUAAAUGAUAAGCAGAUGUGCUUCAGUGGGUUUCAGUCGAUAGAUGUCCCGUCUCCAGCUGCAUCUGUGUGGAUUCUAGGCGAUGUCUUCCUGUCACAGGUCUACAGUAUCUAUGACAGAGGCAAUAACCGUGUUGGAUUUGCUCAUCUUUCAGGAACUUCGAAGUCCGUCGUAUAGGCUCAUGGUGGCGUGAUGCUCCAUCAUCUCUAAACAUGAACAUUAGAGUCUGUAGAGAGUGUUUUACAUAUCAUUUAUAUCAUUAUACUUCAUAAUGUACUCUCUCUGUUCUGUAUAGUCUGGUGUAAUUCAGUUUUGCCCUUUGAAUGUUUCCUUUCCAACACUAUCAGUGGGAGUCUUAUUUCCUUUCAAUGGUAAAAAAUAAAUAGAUAUACUGAAGUCUGAAUGAUUGCCAUAAUCCUGUAUUACAUUUGCAUGCUACUGUAAAAACCUUAAAGAAUGACAUGGUAUUAACAUGGUACAUGUCCAGAGUUUUUGCUGAUUUCACCAAAGCAAUGGUUUAUUGGUCGAUAGUGCAGUCACUGCUGAAUGACGAAUAUAACCCUAAAGAUGUAUUUAUCAAACUAAUCAGACUUUCUAUC